Molecule: messenger RNA, 1219 nt
Organism: Rattus rattus (black rat)
Lineage: Eukaryota; Metazoa; Chordata; Mammalia; Rodentia; Muridae
Product: odorant-binding protein 1a-like
Exons: 7
Coding region: 539-1138 (199 amino acids)
Molecular function (GO): small molecule binding; odorant binding
Source: RefSeq, a predicted model, not a curated record
UAUUUUUUCAAUGAUCUCUCUUGUAGCUCUGUACAUGUUAUAGUGGAUAGUUUACUGGAAGAAUGGAGAAGUCAAUAUAUGGAAAGGCUUAAAAGUAGGAGAAGACAUGACUAUAUCCUUCUAGAAAACUCUCCUUACUCUUUAACAUCUUGUCUUGCAAGUAUGUGGUUAUUCUCGAUCACAUUGCCCAGGCCAGCUUUUUAAUUUCCUUUAACUGAAUAGUAUUAGGCUAAGAUUCAGAAUGUGUCUUAAAAUGCAUGUCACAUUAUUUAAAUGAAUCAUAUAAGAUAUAUUGAUAAGCAUUGUGAUAUUUACCCACCACUAUUGUUCUGGAGCCAAAACCAUUACUUAUAAAUGUUAUCCUAAAGAUAGUUCUUUCAUUCUAACAGGAAGGCUCAAUUAAUCACCACAACAUAUUCUGACCUGAAGGAUAAUCUUAUUAGUUUAAGGACAUGAAAUCACACAUCAUCCAUCUGGGCCCAGCAGGAAAUGCUGGACAGAACUAUGUUGUUGUGAUGGGAAAUCAUUGGUUGAUUCCAUGUCCCUCCCUCUCACUCACUGUAUAAAAACCUUUGUCAGUCCACAUCCUCACAACUACUUAUCUACUUUGAGCUUCUGUAGAAGAGCAAAGUCUGGUGGCAUCAUGGUAAAAUUUCUGUUGCUGGCUUUGACAUUUGGACUGGCUCAGGCUCAGAUCGAGGGAAAACGGAAAACUGUUGCAAUUGCUUCUAGCAGGACAGAGAAGAUAGAGUUAGGUGGAGAACUGAGGAUCUAUUGUCGUGAACUUUCUUGUGAUGAGGGAUGCAAGGAAAUGAAAGUCACAUUUUAUGUCAAUGAAAAUGGACAGUGCUCAUUGACCACAAUCACUGGGUAUUUGCAAGAAGAUGGUGAGACCUACAGAACCCAGUUUCACGGGGAUAAUCAUUAUUCAGCUGUGAAGCAGACACAAGAGUAUAUAGUCUUUUAUAGUGAGAAUGUUGACAGAGACAACCAGGAGACAAAAUUGGUGUUUGUUGUUGGCAAUCAACCUUUAACACCUGAACAAAGGGAAAGACUCGUACAAUAUGUUGUAUCAAAGGGCAUUCCUCCUGAAAAUAUUCGAGACGUCCUGGAGACAGAUACCUGCCCUGACCUGUAAUAAUGAUUUUUGUAGAUAACAACAGCAUGAGAAUUAUGCAUCAUAUCCUCCUGACCAUGGAAUCAGUAUCGUGUAUAAUUC